AAUGAUUAUUUUUCAGGAUUUCAACACACUUUCCUUAAAAAUAAUGGCAGUGAAACCCCACAGUGAAGCAGAACUUGAGGAAAUGAUGAUUAAUCUAGCUUGUAUUCUCAAAAUGAUAAAUAAUUCCCAAGAAUGGAAAUGUCUAGUUACAAAAAUUGAGCAAUAUGUAUUUGACGUUGCUCAAAACUUUCUUCAAAUUGUCAGAGAAAUGGUUCUUGAUCCGGACCAAAUGGAUACAAUGAACAAAUUUUCAAUUGUAUUGAUGAUAGCUCAUUACACACUGAAAUAUUUUGAUAUGUCACAAACUGAAAUGAGAGAUGGGGUAUUUCAAGCUCUGUCCCUACAUGUAGCAAACAACAACUCACAGCUAGUGAAAGUUUAUGUUGCUCCGAUGUGUCUUUACAUGAUUGAGUGGCAGCUGAAAGAUUUACCAAGCCUAAUUGCAAGUAAUGACAGAGUGGCCAAACUUGAACAACAAGUCAAUGAUCUAGUUAAUGCAUUAAACAGAUUCUUACAAGCCACAAAUUCUGACACCAGAACAAUGGCGUUCAAAGUGUUGUGUAGGCUCCUGGAGUUGUUUUGUGAAAACAGCGAGUUUAUUAAAGGCUUACCAUCAAGCAUUCAGAUUCAACCGUCUGUACAAAUGAUUCAAUGGUUGAACUUUAACUUAAAUGUAUUAGUCCCUCACAAUGUAACAUAUACAGAUUCGCAGAAAUUUCAAGUAGCUGCCAAACACCUUAAAAGAUACUGUAAUCUCUUAUCUUCAGGGAUUCUAGACAUUUCCUAUCUGUCAAGUGUCCUGCCUCAUUUUUCAUUGUAUUUAAAGGAUGGGAAUUACAAUCCUGUUUUAAGGAAGUUAAUUGAAGAACUGUCAUCAAAUGCUUCCUUACCUUCUAUUCUUAUUUAUUCACUGGCAAAUAUCAAUAUACAUCAAGGACAAAGUCCUUGUAAGAUGAUAGCUGAAGGAUUAGCCCAUGUUCUCUUUUCCCAACUGAAGGAGGAGGACAAGCUGAGAAAUCUGAACUGGGACAUUCUGUAUGCAGGUUCAUCCUACAUCCUAAAAAACAAAAACUUCAGUCUCCUACAACCACUAUCCUGUUUUGUUAAAUUCAUUACAAAAGAUGAAGCGAUAAAAGUUAAAGCUCAGAUUGUUCCUAUGUUCUCCGGAGUCUCCAACAACACUGAGGUGCAACAGUACUUGAAUUCUUUUCCAGCGUAGUGCAAGGUACAACAGAUGGUGUUCUCAAGUACUCCCUCAACAUCUACUGGACUGGUGCUCGUAGAUGUGGUGUGUUCUAUCGCUGUGAAGACUUAUUAUAACAUUUAAAAAUAUAAAUAAAGGUUAAUAUUGUUUUCCUUUAAGCUUCAGCAUAAUCUCAUUAGACUGGGCUUCUCAAAUGUUAACAUUAUAUAUGGUUCAUACUAAAAAUCAUGAUUAAAAUAACUACCUAUUAUAGUUACCUAACAUAUAACAAUAUUUUUGUACGGAAAUUUUAAACUUCAUUAUAAAUUUAUUUGCAUAUGAAAUUGUACUUUUUAACAUGUGGUUAGAUCUUUAUCACCUUAAUAUGUUUGGAAGAAAAGUGUUACAAUGUAUAGUCAUUAAUAAGCUUGUAUUACAUGCAUUGUUAUUUUAAAAUAAAAAUAAUUGUACAAAUCUG
This is a messenger RNA of Homalodisca vitripennis (glassy-winged sharpshooter), 1661 nucleotides long. RefSeq lists its product as uncharacterized. The record is from RefSeq and is a predicted model, not a curated record. The coding region runs from base 2 to 1219 and encodes 405 amino acids. The transcript has 9 exons. NCBI's taxonomy places the organism in Eukaryota, Metazoa, Arthropoda, Insecta, Hemiptera, Cicadellidae.